AUGCCAAGUCUUUCGACGUUUUCAUCGAUGACUGCUAUACUACAAACCUCUCAUAUCGUCUGGCAAACUGUUAAUCUAGCUGAUGCACUUAAAAUUAAUCUUGAAUAUGAUAUUCGUAAUGGUUUACUUAAUAUUUUCGUAAAAAAUACCAGCAACACUGAUAAAUUACCCUGCCAAAUUAAUGUUCUAUCAAAACAUUCUCAAGAAUGUGACUUAAUAUCAAACUCUACGGAUAAUCUUUCAGUUUCAUCUCAACUACCACAAGAUCUAACCGAAACGAUAUCCGAUAACGAUGAUAAUGAGCCAAAUAUUUGUUAUGAAAUAUCCACCCUAUAUUAUUAUGAUAUAAUUGAUGAGAAUGAAAAUGUCGAGCAUAUUGAUUUAAGUCAAACAAUGAUUACUUCAUCGUCUUCGUCUUGUUUUGGCGAACUGACAACGGAUAAUGACGAUGGAUAUUCAACCCAUUCACUUGAUGAUAUUGAACAACAACACCACCACCACCACCACCACCAAUCACUAGCGAUUCCUUCGUCUAAAUUAGUUGUACCGUCCUUUUCUUCUCCAUAUGAUUAUUAUUAUUCUGAACAGUAUGUCUCACCUGUCCGUCAGCUAAUCGAACAACUGGUAUGGUUAAAUCCAUUCAAGAAAACAAUGCAAAGCAUGAUGAUGAAUCAUAUGUUUUAUUAA
Messenger RNA from Rotaria socialis, 687 nucleotides. Lineage: Eukaryota; Metazoa; Rotifera; Eurotatoria; Philodinida; Philodinidae. The record is from the annotation of a GenBank genome assembly.